AUGAUUCUUCCGAGCUCAGAUGAAGAGUCACAUCGUCAGGAGCUUGGUGACGACAGCCACAGAUUUGGCAGCUUUGUGCCACCCCCAGACGUCAAUUUCGACAUGUGGUACGAAGGUAUGAUGCCCCCAGGAAGCUGGUCUGACAUGCCCGGGCCAGCCUCAGGUAUGGCACCGAAGCUCCAUAAAAACGAGUUGGACGCCCACAGCAGUUCAACUCCAGCCAGUGGGCCAAGUCAAGCUGAUCACACCUCCGCGGAAACUCCACUAACCCCCGAAGAUUUUCUGGCCAUAAUCAUGAGCUUCGAUGACCCAGUUGACAGUGCCGCGGAGGCUGUGGUCACGGGAGCCCCGCAUUUGCACACCCUUGGAGUCGCUGGUGGUAUUCACGGCCGGUUGUCGGCCUUACGCUUUGACUCGCCGCCAUCAUCAUUGCGUCAGUUUGACUCGCCGCCGUCAUCGCGCAGUCGAUACACUCCGUACAAAUUGCUCGACAGGCCUGCCGUUCACCGCGGCAGGAAUCACCAUGACCUCGGCGACGAUGUAGAACAAAGCGACGCUGAGCUAUCACAUCAUGACCUGACACCAGCUAUAUCGCCUGCCCCAGCAUCAUUAGCUAUUCCAGUACCAGUCGCGGUACCAGUACCGGCCACUGUUCCAGUACCAGUCGUGGUACCAGCACCAGCCACGGUACCACCUCCUGUAGCACCAUUGUCUACAACAUUCGUGUCGUCGCCACCUAUUACGGGCUGGCUUGAUCUUGAGACCAUACCCCAGGUGAAAUUGAGAGCCAGAGAAAGCAUGAAACGGUCGAUGUUCAACGACACGUUUCUGCUUUCAAGCGAAGAAAGCUCAGAAAAGGGGCUUGCCAGCCUCGCUGCCGUUGUUGCUACAUCCAAUAAUCCUGAACUCGCCCAAUGGUCCGUCGGGAAUUCUGGCAAAAAGGACGCCGGAAAAAUUGGUGACACCGCGAAGAAUCUGAGGAGAAAAUUCAUGGAUAUAGUUCGGAUAGCGGUUGUAUUUGGCUACAAUUUGAGUGAUGCCUUGGCAACCAAACCGAAGGCAGAGACGGUGCUUAUCAUCCGCGACCUUCUCCAAGACGAUGCAUUCCUGAACGGAGAUAUCGUGGUGGGAGGACAGAUCAUACACGACGUGCCCCUUGCAAAUAAUGUAGUGCAGCAUUUUACGCAGCACGUGCUGUUCCACCAAUUUCAGCUCCACCAAUAUGUCAGCCCCGACCGAGACCUUGGGGCAUUGUUAGCUUUCAUUGGAACAUUAUUUGAGUGGGUAUUGAAAGAACUAUUAACUGGUGUCGUCUUGUCCAGCGACUUUGACCUGUCCCCCGCUAGGAUAAAAUUCGACCAAAAGCUAAAGGGUCUCUACACGUCAAUGGCAAGCGAUAUCGACUCCCUCACACAGCAACCCCAACUCGCACAGUCCGAAGUCGACCAAGCAAUCGCCGAAUUUUCGUCCAAAUCAAAGAACAUUCCAAGUACUGACGCACGAAACAUGCUGACACCGGAGAGUGCAUUCAAAGCUCUCCAGAGCGCACAAUUGUCUCAAGCGCGUCAGCUCACGCAGGCUCUUGCACGCGUGCAGGAUCUGACAGGACUGCUCGGAGAACAGGAAGCAGCGUUCACUAGUGAAGCAUCCGGGCUGGGACGACUCAUAAACAUUAUGGAACAGCGCGAGAAGCAGGCAAAGGAUAUUGUCGAAGGCAUUGAACGCGAAUGGGCAUGUGUCGGAGCACACACCGAGCGACGCGAGGCAGUUCUACACGCUGAAGUCGAGAAGGAGAAGCGAGCCCGAGAGGAAGCGGAACGAAAGGUUGAUCAACUUGAAACAGUCCUCGAGCGCAUAGAUCGUGGUGAAUUGCCUGUUACUUCUCGCGGAACACCUGUCCCAGCAACCCCUACUCGCAAUUCUGCUCAAGCGGCCGGAAUGGAGGACAUGCCUGAGCCCGACGGUCGCAAUGAUCAGCAGGGCACAGAAGGCCAGCAAGAUAUUUACCGAGUGUCGGCUCAGAUUGAGGAAUGGGCUCCAACUCUAUCACAGCAAUAG
Molecule: messenger RNA, 2058 nt
Organism: Suillus subalutaceus
Lineage: Eukaryota; Fungi; Basidiomycota; Agaricomycetes; Boletales; Suillaceae
Exons: 7
Coding region: 1-2058 (685 amino acids)
Source: RefSeq, a predicted model, not a curated record